AUGGUUUCCGCGAAUUCUAGUAUCUUUGUUUCGGCAGCACGGUAUCUCCAGAUUGCUCUGGCUUUGGCUCAAAACGAGCCCUCCCCGGGCCAAUUACCUAUCACAGCCAACUGUACUAAAACCUGCAAGCAAUUGGGCACUGAGUUCCCUUCUAUAUUUCAUCCAGGCAACGACGACCCAGACUUUGCAAUCUGGGAUGCCAAAGCUCAAGGAGUUCAGCCAGCUUGCCGUGUGGAGCCGGGUAAUGCCGUCGAGGUAGCCAGAGUUCUCGAGAUCGCGGUUGAGAAUCGCUGCCAGAUUGCCAUCAAGAGCGGUGGGCAUUCCACUAACCGCGAUGCAUCCAACUCGGUCGGCGGAGUCACCGUCGACCUCGUGAGGAUAAACCAUGUCAGAUUGCUGGAUGACCACAUUCAGGCCGACUUUGGACCAGGACUGAUCCUCAGAGAUGCAUAUGCUGCUCUCGAGCCAUUCAACUUGAGCAACUUUGGCGGCAGGACAGCUGAUGUCGGACUGGCCGGGUACACAAUCGGGGGCGGACUGACCGCUCUUGCUCCCAAAUUCGGACUGGCUCUUGACAAUGUUUUUGAGUACGAGGUGAGCAUUUGUUUCGAGUCCCAUUGCGACGAUGGAUGGGCUAUAUGGCGAGUUGAAACUGACCACAUCUACGCCAAGCUCGUGCUGCCCAACUCGACUAUAGUCAAUGUAAGCGAGCAAGUCCACCCAGACUUGUACUUUGCACUUCGUGGCGGCGGAAACAAUUUCGGAAUCAUCACCAACUUUCGGGCACGCGUUGUUCCCCAAGGCCAAAGACUUGGCGGCGGGAAGACAUAUUCCGCGAACUACACCGAUCAACUCAUUGACCAGGGAUACCAGCUUGCCACAACGCUGUCCAAUGAUUUGGACAUGGCUUUCCACAACCGUUACUUCUAUACUCAGUCCGAAGAUUCCUUCAGUUGGAGUUUCUUUCAGGAAUAUAACCAGCCUGUCCUCAAUCCAUCUGUCUUUGAUGGUCUCAAUCAGAUUCCUUCCCUCACAGAUCAAGUCCGCAUUGACCACGCGAGUGUCUUGUCACUCGACGAGGUUUCUCCACAUGGAUUUCGACGCCUCUAUGCCACAGUAACAUUCCAUCCGUCCCGGGAGCUUCACAGAAAAAUCAUCGACAUCUUUGCCGAAGAAGUACAAGGCAUCAAGGCGACAGCCAACCUCACGACGGCUAUUGUUGUGCAGGCCCUACACAUCAACUCAAUCAAGGCCAUGAAUCAACGUGGAGGAAACGCUCUGGGUAUUGAGUCUGACGGGUCAUUGCUGAUUGCGCUCCUGACACUGGGAUGGGGAAAAUCGGAGGAUGACACUGCCAUUUACAGCUUUGCUGAGAGGUGGACUAAUCGUUCCAGGUCAGAGGCCGAGGCGAAGGGUCUCUUUCACCCUUGGCAGUAUAUUAAUUAUGCAGGUCCAUUUCAGGACCCAUUCUCGUCCUACGGUGAAGCUAGCAAACUUCGACUUCAGGAGAUCCAGCGGAACACAGACCCGGCGGGAAUAUUCACUUCACAAGGACUUGUCCGGGGCUCUUUCAAACUGCUAUGA
Molecule: messenger RNA, 1584 nt
Organism: Diaporthe amygdali
Lineage: Eukaryota; Fungi; Ascomycota; Sordariomycetes; Diaporthales; Diaporthaceae
Product: FAD binding domain-containing protein
Exons: 4
Coding region: 1-1584 (527 amino acids)
Molecular function (GO): FAD binding; oxidoreductase activity
Source: RefSeq, a predicted model, not a curated record